AUGGAGUAUGUUUGAGCUUUUUUAGGGAAUAAGGAUUCUUUUGGAUGUUACUUUAUGUGGAGAUACUUACAAUUGUUUUAGGAAAGAAAUUUCUUUUGUUUUAGCUUUGGAACUUUCAGUUUUGACUGUUUUUUUUUGGCAAAAAUUCACUUUUAACUUGUUUUUUAAACAUUUUUGUAAAUUUAGAAAUUUUUGUUAACUUUGGGUCGUGAUGUAUAGUAUUCGCUUUCCUCACCACCUCUGCCAUCCUGACUAACCCUUCUCACAAUUUUAGAAACCGAAAAACUACAGCAAAAAUGAGCGACAAAUCCUACACCGAGGCUGCCAAGGAGAAGGUACAGAACGCCUACGACAGCGUCAAGGACACUGCCCAAAACGUCAAGGACAAGAUUGUUGGCGAGCCGGACAAGGAGGACAAAGCUGCCGACAAAGUCAAGGAAUGGACCGACAAGGCCGCUGACAACGCUAAGGACAUGAGGGACAGUGCUGGUAAGUUUGAAAUUUAAAAUUUGGGGAUGGUGGUGGGUGGGAAGGAAGUUUUGGACUAAAUUUGAACUUUACUUUGAAAGGUUUGAAAUUGGGCCUUGUUAUAUUGUAGCCUUUAUUGUGGUUUACAGACAAGUAAUUAGGCUGUUCAAAUAAUUGUGGGCCUCCACUUUGAAAAUUUCUUUUGUGAAAGGGCUCAUAAUUACUUGAACAACCUAAUAGGUGAUCUAUACAACAUAAUAAUGGCAAAAAAGGGACCCAUUACAAAAUGAAUUAUAUAAUCCAUGCUCAUGUUUAUCAAAUUUCAGGCGACAAGCUCCGUGAAGCCGGCAACAAGUGCAAGUAAAUGCCUUGAACUCCAACCAUGAUCUACGACGAUUCACGUGAAUCCAGCUGAAAAUUCUCUUAUGCUAAAAUAUUCCAGUCGACUUGUAAAUAAUCUCCUGUUUUUGAAUUUCUAAAGUAAAAUAAAUUUAAAUUUCUUGUAUCUUUUGGCAUUUUGAUUUGAUUUUGAGCUUAAUAAGCGUUUUUGAGUUAUAACUUUUGCUCAUGCUACUUUGUGGGACUUAGGGUUAAUUUUGAUACUCUUAGAUUUGAAGAGUAGUCUUUAGUGUUCGAAAACAGUUAUUGUGUUGUAUUACAUCUCUUACAAUUUAGGGUCUAUAGCCUUUGGUACUAUAAAGAAACAAGGAGAUAGUUUUUGGUGCUAUAUUUUUGUAACUUCUUGGGCUAUUGCGUACUAUUUUACAGGGUCUACAGGUAGUUUUAGGUACUUUUUUUAUUCUAUUGACCGGGUUUUGGUACUCUAUUUGGUUUUAUAUAUUUCACUCUUAUUUUGGUGUUAUAUAGUUGUAUAGUACUAUCCAGUACCAGACAGUAUUAUGAAAUUUUUUUUUCCUUAGUAUCAUACAAUGCUGCACAGUAUGAUUAAAAUAUUUGUUUUUUACAAUACAGUACAUAGCAGUGUCAUGAAAAUGUUUUCCCUAGUACUAUACGGUAUUAAACAGUACCAAUAAAAUAUGUUCUUACUAUUACUAUACAGUACUAAUAGUACCAUGAAAAAAUGGGUUUCCUGUUUGUAAACCCGUUGUAGACUUGCUUGAUAAGUUUUUACUAGCCUACAUAACCUUGAUAUUGACUGCAAACUUUGGUCUGGUACACUACGUUCUAUUCAACUACUAACUAUAGGUUUUGAAAAAAUGGAUGUAGAGUAGAAUCAAUGACCUCUAGAUUCAAGUACUAUUAAAAAGGAUGAAGGUUUACGUUAGACUACACUCUAUACAAGACUACAACCCUCUUAACUAUACUACAACAGCCAAGGCUAUAAAAGAUUAAAAAUUUGAUAUGUUAAUCUUCAGAAACAGUGAUAAAUUGUCUUCUCUUUAUUGACAAUAUAACUUCUUUAUCAUUUUAAAACGCUUUUUCAAUCGUACAUUUCAACACACUGACCAAUCGUACAGCCACUAUAUAUAAAGAUAGAUAUCAGUGUUGUUUCAUCACUGAACGGCUAACAAGGAUAAAAUACUAGCUGAUCACUAAGUUUUUAAAUGAUCAGCGACCAAAACCCCUUAGCACAUGAGCCGAAUCUCUUCAGCCCUUUAUUACGUGCCGGAUUAUUGUUUUGCCUGAAAAGUGUUCGGAUCAAUGGCCAGAAAUGACAGUAAACAUCAUUAGCAGAUUGGAAAACAAAAAAUAUCUUAUAGUUUGUUUAUCACUGAUGCACACAACUUAUUUACUAUGACAAAUAGUUUUUAGACUAGUAUUAUAAAAGCUGGAAAAUGUUUGACAAAUCGAGAAUUAAAAAAUAAAAUUUUGGCUUCAAGCUUGAACGGUCUAUAAAUUUAAAGAAUGGCAUUAAAGAAACUUAAAAUUUUUUGUUUUUCAACUAACUAAUAAUUAAAACGCUGUAUAACCGGUCCACGGCCCCAAAUGCCCAGCCUAGGCCUUUCAAGAAAAGGUUUGACUUAGUUACUGCUAAACGCCUUCGUUCUGAAAUCAGAGUUCGCUGAUGCCCGGAAGCGGACGUUGGCCUUUAGAAUUGAAACGGGGGAGCGGGCUCACUUGGACCGGCCCUAACUCGACCGAAAAAAAAUUUGAAAGGGGCUAGGCCCGCACAUGAGCCUGAUUCAAACCAAGGCUUCAUGGGAAUAUAGGUCCCGCAACGAAAGACUUCAUUUGAAAAAGUGUAAAAGAAAUUUGAUUUAAACGCUGUUUAUUGUAUUGUUGUAAACACAUUUUCCUGAACGUUUAUGCUGCAAUUUGUUUUGUUCGUUAGAACUGGAAGGGGACUUAGGCAUAGGUCCAGGCCAGCGCAAGUUUGAAAGGGGCCAAACCGACCCACAUAGGCCCGAGGGCCAAGGCUCAAACCAAUGACCUCUCUUUCGGCCAGGCCAAAAAAUGGGUCUGGUCCAGACUCUUUACAAGUCUACUCUCUGUAAACAUUUUACCCUAACCAAACUAGUAUAUUUUGAUGUUUGUUCGGCCGCGAUGGGAUGGCCAUAGUCACAUGUUGUUCAGCCCAUGCACAACUCUACUGCAAUAACAAGCUUUUCGAAAUACUGUGUGUUGAAAUAUGUUAUUCCUUGCACUUUGUUGUUGUUUCCAAUCGCACGUGGCUUCGAGAAGCCUCCGAAAUGGGCGGGUUGUUGACUUGUUUUGCGGAAAGGCAGGCCCUAUAAAUACGAAAUACUAAGGCUAUAUUUAACUUUCAUAUAACAAGAAAGAGAAAUAUUGUUUUUUGCGAAGAAAAUUUGAAUUUACGGUAAGUUUUUCGGUGGAUUUUUGGAAAUAAUCAACUAAGGGAGGUAGGAUAGGUAAUGAUAAGUUUCUACAUGAGAUGAUAAGUGUAAUACUAGAGCUUCGGGGGCGUUUUAAUCUGAAAGAAGUGGCGGGAGGAUGUAAAAACCUUUAUCUAAAUGCAAGCAAUCUUACUUUUGGAUCUAUUUUGACUAUUUUUUUUAAAAAACUUCACAAGGCGAACCAUUUUAAAAGUUUUUGACUUUAUAAAAAGCAUUGUAAUAGGUAAUAUACCACUUUUCAUUGUAACAAGCGUAUCUUACAUUGAAUUUGCUUGAAAUUUGGCAUUUUUAGUUUUGAAUAUCUUCUUCGUAACUAUGUGAAAACUCAUCCUAUUUUUUUUAUUUUCAACCGGUCGAAAAACGUAUUAGAAAUAGGGUAACCAUCAUAUUUUCUAGUGGUUGUGACAAACGUAAAAAAUAAUUUACUUUUUGAAAUUUGUUUCAAAAAUGCCUAACAAAAUCGAAUUGGAGGCUGUUUUGACCUACUAUGAAUUGAAGCUUUGAAAAAUCUUAAGAGUUUUUAAAAGUUUUUAACUCUAUUUUCAUGUGGAUUGUUUGGUAAAAUACGGGGUUAAACGACGUGAUUGUUCAUGUAACUUUAGGAAAAAUUCUGAACAAAACAAUUAUUUUUGAACAGUUGAAGAAAUUAUGCUUGUUAUAAGCAAUAAAUAUAUUUUCCCUCCCCUAACGUUCUGCUCCCAUAGUUUAUAAGUUUUUUGAAAAAGUUGGACCCCUUGUGGAUUUUUUAUCAAAAAAAAGUUGCUUGACCUCUUUCUUUUCAGAUUUAAACUGCCUGUCCGGAUCGUCUUAUCCUUAAUUUACAGUAGAUUAGAACCUACAAUAUUGACGUUAAAUCCAAAAAUUAAAUUCUUUAAAACCCUCUUUCCAGAACCUACAAAAAUGGAAAACGUUCAACAAAUCCUGAAUGA
Bursaphelenchus okinawaensis is the source of this 4213-nucleotide messenger RNA. The record is from the annotation of a GenBank genome assembly. Lineage: Eukaryota; Metazoa; Nematoda; Chromadorea; Rhabditida; Aphelenchoididae.